Varroa destructor (honeybee mite) is the source of this 3621-nucleotide messenger RNA. RefSeq lists its product as uncharacterized. The record is from RefSeq and is a predicted model, not a curated record. Lineage: Eukaryota; Metazoa; Arthropoda; Arachnida; Mesostigmata; Varroidae. Gene Ontology annotation, molecular function: oxidoreductase activity, acting on CH-OH group of donors; flavin adenine dinucleotide binding.
AUCGUUCAGACAUCGGUGUUAUUUUAUUGUCGUCGGGAAUUUAAAACAGUAGCAUUUAAACACAAAUUACUUACAAAUAUAGUUCAUGAAGAAGUUGGCUGCAGCCUUCACGUCUGUCUGAUUCUUUUUCAGUUUGUCCAACGCCUUGAAUUAAAUUUCGCAUUAAUGAUCAAAUCUGGUAUUGUCGGAUAUCUAGACAUAGGAACUCCGGACCUGUUUACAAUUCGAUAGUGUACUUUUUGCAUUGGUCUAGAGAACUUGUUCUAACCGCUUACGAGUACCAAAUUUGCAGCCACAGGACGUAUUAUCGAUAGAAACAAGUGUUACUUUUGCUCCGUUGCGUGGCCAGAAUAGAAUGUGAGACAAAGUUCGCUAAGGAAACGGAUCCCCGCACAUCCUCUUUCCCUUGUAACACGACCGGUUCUCGUUUCCGAAGGAGACGAGAGCAAAUGACGAUGCCAUCGAGGUGUUUGCCAAAGAAGCGUUGAAUGGCGAUAUGUGUUUCGUCUGUGUCGUUACUCUACUAGCAGGGCCUUCCCACGAACUAUAGUCAGCAGUCUACACACACAAGUUUCCUGGCCACUUGACCAAUGUGGCAUAAAAGAUAUGCAGACGAUAAGCCAUAAUGUGAAACGCCAAUAGACGCCUUAUAGUUACCUAUAUGUGGUGGACGUGUUAGGACGUUUUGCCAGAACACCCAGACGAAGGCCCACUUGUUUUCUGUAUCGUUCAGAACGCUCGUUUUUGUGCAGCUCUUCUAACUUCAUCCCAGACACUUGUUUAAAUCUUGAUCAGUUCUUGGCUGCAAACGAACGAAAGCGGUGGUAUAACUAUUCGUAAAUCUUCUCCUGUCACAUUGAUCGAACUAAAUGCUAUUUGGCACUUCCCAGAUUCGAAUCAAAUAAAAUUUGGUUACGAGAAUAGAAACAACUAUUAUUAACACAGGCAGGUAGCUCCAAUUACGACAUCUACUGUAUGUACUACGCAGAGAUUCUACACGAACGAGAAUUCUUUUUGAGCGUCGAUGGCAGCCAGGACGAGACUAGAAGAGUGAAACUUUACGAUAGCACAAUAAACAUUAGUUCAGACGUCAUCCCGUUAUAGACUUUCGGAUGUAGAAUAUCUUCUACCGCGCAACGAUAGCAAAAAACCCGUGUGUCCUGAUUUAGCUGGAUACUUUUCUGUAAUUGGCUUAAUUGUUCCGAUCAUUAGAACACGCAUCCAAUUGUUUCUGUGCUGAUACCAAAAUGUUGGUAUCGCUCUGCAUUAUGAUAUUGGUGAGCACGUCUGACGCGCUCGACGUCAACUAUAAUGGAACCUGUCUCGGGGAUCUUCGAGUAGAAUACGACUUUAUUAUCGUUGGAGGAGGUUCGGCGGGAUGUCGCGUAGCAGAACAUCUUAGUUCGAAGGAGUCUUUCAAGAUUUUGUUGAUCGAAGCGGGCGGCGUUCCUCCAGAGUUCAGUAAGAUUCCCCUACUUACUGCAUUGGCACUCGAUAAUCCAAAGUUUGAUUGGCAGUAUAAAACUGUACCCCAGAAGACUUCAAUGCUCUCUGCAGUUGACAGGGUGCGUACGAUAGCGUCUGGUCGCGUAUUGGGUGGCGGAUCGUCUAUAAACCUAAUGGCGUACCAACGGGGCGACAGGGAUGAUUACAAUACCUGGGAGAGCGUAUAUGGCGCCAAAGGCUGGAACUUUGAUGAGGUUUCAAAGUUAUUUAAAGAAGCAGAAAAUUCUGACGAUCCUUUUCUAAGUGAUGACUUCCAUGGACGAUUGGGUCCUCUCGGAGUGACAACCCAUAGGGAAUCACAUCCCAUUAAGGAAGCUAUCUUCAAAGCGUGCGAGGAAGAGUUUGGACUUCAAUAUAGCGAUCAAAAUGAUGGAAAUCACUGGGGCUAUUUCGAUAUGAUGUCCUCAACGAAACACGGUCGAAGAGUAUCUUCGUUUAAUGCUUUCCUCGAACCGAACCUUCAUCGAGAAAACCUUGAUGUGCUGUUACAUGCUCAUGUUACUAAGGUUCUCAUAGAAAAUGGUCAUGCUGUGGGAGUCUUGCUUGUUCGUGAUGGAUUGCAAAGAAUAGUGCGUGCUUCCCGCGAGGUCGUUCUUUCCGCAGGGGCAUUAAGGACCCCUCAACUGCUACUGCUUUCGGGCAUUGGCGAUCGCGAACACCUUGAGCAACACCAGAUACCUGUAGUACAUCACCUACCGGGAGUCGGCAAGAACUUUCAAGAUCACUACGGCUUCACCGGGCUCCUUGCAGAGAUCCCCGAUGAAGGAAUUCCUGAUUUACACAGCGUUGAAGGCCUUCAUCAGUGGCUUGUUAACCAGACUGGACCCUUUGCCUAUCCAUCCGGUCUUCAGAUGGGCCUGAUGUACGUUACAACCGGAGACAACGGGAAGCGAGCCGAUGCCGAGAUUAUACCAAUAGCAAUAAAGAAUUUCGUGUAUGAAACCAAUUUGCGUAAGGACGUGUUUAUGGAUUUUUACGGACCGUUACAUGGUAAAAGUACUUUGUCCAUGUUCGUACUUAUCCAGCAUCCUGAUUCCCGUGGUGAAGUUCGCUUAGCAAGCUCUGACGCUACAGCGCAACCGUACAUUGACCCUAAAUAUUAUAGCCAUCCUGCUGACCUUGAAAAAGCCGUUAAAGCUGGUCGGCAAGCACUGCAGCUCAUGCGUUCAAAUCGAAUGCGUUCAGUUAAUGUUACCCUUUACAAAAGGCCUUUUCCCUCCUGCGCGCAUCUAGAGCUCUUCUCCGAUGAUUACCUGCGCUGUCUGGCAACUCAUCAUACCUUGAAUGCGUUCCAUCCGUGCGGAACUUGCAGGAUUGGAAAAGACCCGCUAGCUGUUGUUGACGAGCGACUCCGGGUGCACGGUGUACGCGGUAUUAGAAUAGCUGAUAACUCAAUAAUGCCAGAGAUAACCACCGGGCACUUGAACGCUCCGGCAAUUAUGAUCGGCAGCAAGGCAGGCCAGCUUAUUUUGGAGGACUACAGCGACAUCGUUACUACAGAGCGACAGGAAUUAUAAAGCAAGCCACCAAAGGCUUUUCUGGAAAGAUUUGUAAAGAAGAGACAAAAACUACGAUUUAAAAGUUCUGACCAAGGCCAUCGUGCGAUAAAUAUCUACACGUAACCAACAUGUUUUGCCCGAGUUUAUGCUCAUAGCCGAUUAUACCUAGAUACUGACUACAUAACAAAGUAGCCUUACUCGUGACUCAAUUUGUAUUGCAUUAGAAAUAAGUGGACUAUUAAGUAGUAGCAAUGAUCGUUAAAUGGUAAUAUUCAAGACUUUUAACCAUAAAAUACGUUUGAACACGUACUGAACACAUUAUAGAUUAUAGAUAGAUGCCGAGUGGUUAGUUUUGAAUCCUGUUUUCAAAAUUACACUUUUAUCUGUGCUAGGGUGUAUGAAAGCUCCGGUACUAAAAGAGAAAUUGCUAGAUUAUAUAUAUAUGUUCUGCAUAAUGAAUAAAAGGUGGCUAGCCGAUGAACAAUCCGUAUGAGGAUCAUAUCUAUACGGAGAAAAUAUAUGUAUGAGGGGUUAAUCGUAAAUUUUCUGUGAGGAAUAUUGCUUUCAGUCGGCUGCAAGCCGCAAACGAAUGCACAAAUAUACGUAUUGUUAGUUA